Molecule: messenger RNA, 2344 nt
Organism: Mytilus californianus (California mussel)
Lineage: Eukaryota; Metazoa; Mollusca; Bivalvia; Mytilida; Mytilidae
Exons: 2
Coding region: 87-2051 (654 amino acids)
Molecular function (GO): nucleic acid binding
Source: RefSeq, a predicted model, not a curated record
GCCCGGUUGAGAGAACAGAAAUUUACCGAUUUAAAUAUACACCUUAUAAUAUAAUGAGAUAACAAAGUUUUUGCCUGUUUUGAUACAUGAAAAUGUUUUCUAGCACUAAGGAAAUUGAUGUUGAGAGAUUAAGAUCCCCAUUUGAAAGUAAUACAGAGUGGAAAAUUAGAAAAAAGUUCCUUGUAGAACAUGUUAACAAAUUUGAUGAGGAUCGUUUGAUAUGUUUAUCUCUCUGUUAUGUGAAUGUCAGGCAGAUGGGAUGCAGCUACCCAACAGAGGUGAUGAAACAACUGAAUGAGUUGGCAAAAGACCUAGGAGAAGAUGACAUCUCAGAUGUCACAAAUCUUCCUAGUCGAAUCAAAGGCAUUGAAACUGUAAAAUUUGUAAAAUCAAGUGACAAAAUAAGUCAAGAUAGUAGUUCAUUAUCAGGACCAUCACCUCCCAAAAAGAUUGUACCUAUGUUUGGUAUGAACUUUGUAAAAUCAAGUUCAGAAUUUAAAAGUACAGAUGUUGCUAUGCAUGAAGAACAGUCACAACAGAAAUCUGAUCAAUCGUUGGUACAUGUAUGUGAUAUGAAGCCAUUUCCUACUCAAAGAGCUAAAGGAUCAGGACUAGGAUAUGGGACACCUAAAUACAGUAUUACUGGCAUAAAAGAUAUAGACAUAAGGUUCAGAACAUUAGCCAAUGCUAUAACAGAUCUGAAGAAAAAGUUUGGAAGUUCUAAAAACAGUAUUGAGAUUCUGCAGAUGGCUGUAGAUAAAACCAAAAUGUCUCUUGAUACUAAAUUUAGAGAUAUUGUGGGUUCUCAAUAUGCACAUACAUUUGUGUGCAGUCUGACGGUAGACUUUGUAGAGAUUUCAGAAGGGAAGGCAACAAAUAAAAAAACAGCUAAACAUACAGCAUUUGAUUUAGCUGUCGAAAAGUUGCAUAGUACGGAUAUUUGUGUUGACCAGUCUAUUCCUGACAGGCCAGUACUAAAACAAUACAGUGUUCAAAGGCAAUCAUUUAACAGUGAAUGUACUACCAAACAAACAGCUAACAAUGAUUAUUUAGACAAACAAAGAAGUGCAUACAAUUUACCAUGUAGCUUCGUAAGUCAUAAUACACAACCAGAUUCUUUUGAGGCAUCAAAAUCUUUUGCAUACGACUCUUCAAAUUAUGAUGACUCAGCUUCUUAUAAUUCAGAGAUGUAUGAAUCAAACUUUAAAGCUGUGAGUAAAGGUAACAGACAACUAGCAAAUUCUUUAAAUGGGGAUAUAACAAAAUUCAUUAUUUUUGAAAAUGUUAGUAUUGAUAAUACAAGUAAUCCGUUGUCAAUUUUGAGACAGAGUUGUGACAUCAAUAAAGCAUUAUUGGAAUUCCAUUAUGAAUUAGAUGCAAAAGGUGUUAACAUGCACUGCACAGUAGAUAUUGAAGGUGAGACAAUUGCAGAAGCUUCUGAAGAAGGUAAAGUCCAUGUAAAAACCCUUGCAGCACUAAAAGCUAUUAAUGAACUUAGAAAAAUAUGCUGGACAAUUAAAAUUAAGCAAAGUAUUGAUUGCCAAAGUGAUGAUAGUAUUUCAAGAGAUUCAGUUAUGGGAGAAAUUCAGAAACAAAUGGAGACAAUAUCUGAUGAUAAUAUUGGAAGCAAGUUACUUCGUAAAAUGGGUUGGAGUGGUGGUGGUGUAGGAGCAGUGGGAAAUAUUGGAAGAGAAGAACCAGUUGCAGUUUCUUUGCAGCAAAUUAUCAAUCGCGAAGGUCUUGGACUUAACUCAGGUGAUGGGAUGAAAGACUUCAGAAAUAAAGUUAGAAAGGUUGUGGAAGAUUAUGCAAAAUCUGAUGCGCAGGAAGACCUUUCAUUUACAUCGGACUAUACAAAGGAAGAACGUGCAUAUAUACAUACAAUAAGCCAGAGACUUGGAUUGAAAUCUCAAAGUCGUGGAAAGGGAGAUAAUCGAUAUUUAACAUUAAGUAGAAAGAGAACAACAAACCAAUUGUUUGACCAUCUGAUCAAUGAAGGUGGAUCAACUCAUAAAUAUGAACUUGUUCCUCCUGAAAACAGUGAAUAUUAAGCUAUAAAUACCUUGGUAUCAAAUUUUUAAAAAGUAUGAUCGUAAAUUGUUAUAGGCUCUGUUUCUAUUAGUCAGUUGUUGAUACAAAAAUGUUGUUGCUUAUUGCUGCAUUUACCAAACUUAAGUUAGAGUUGCCUACUUGAUGAACAGACACUGAAUAUUGACUUCUAGGUUAAGGCCAAGAAACAGUAAAGUGGGUCUCAUUGGGGUCUAAGUGUGACCCGGGAUUGCCGAUUUUUUGUAAGCGUGACACGUGAAAGUCAAAUUUUUGUGCCGUGAAAACGGGAAAUGAA